This is a messenger RNA of Rubroshorea leprosula, 4477 nucleotides long. Lineage: Eukaryota; Viridiplantae; Streptophyta; Magnoliopsida; Malvales; Dipterocarpaceae. The record is from the annotation of a GenBank genome assembly.
AUAAGAAAUCUGCAGUUUUUUGGGCGAGGGGGUUUGGUGAGAGAAGAAAAGAGUUGCAGGUGGUGGGAGUGAAAGGGGCAGUUGGUUCUUCUCAGGCGUAAGAAUAGUGCGCCACGAUGCAGACCAUGGUCAUUGGCAAAGAUACAUAAGAACCAUGGUCAUCAGAAAGCUGAAUGAAGAGAUAAUGUUGUACAGCCUUGUUUUUUCUUUUGAUUUUGCCCUGAUGUGCACAUUGGCGGCCAUUGGGUUGGGCACUCUCUGUUUCAUCGUCCGUACAAAGAAGUUCUUCAAUUUAACGGCUACGAAGAUUGAGAGAAAAUACUGCGGUUUUGCCACAGAAGAGCAGAGUCAGAAGGGGAAAUCUGACCAUCUGGAUGUUGAUUUCUGGAAUCUGAUUCGUUGCUUUCCGAUUUUUGAUUUUUUGGAUUGGAGAGAGAAAGCGAAGAAGAUGAGUGGAUGGGAUCGGUUCAAGCCAUCGAGAUCGAGGCUGGGUCGAAAUCCGACUAACAUGGACCAACGGACCGUGCCGCGCACCGUCACGCUCGGACGGGUUCAGCCGCAAGCGCCUUCUCAUCGCACCAUCUACUGCAACGACCGUGAUGCCAAUCUUGUUCUCCGAUUCAAGGGGAACUCAAUAUCAACUACCAAGUACAACUUUUUUUCCUUUCUACCGAAGGGCCUGUAUGAACAGUUCAGACGGGUAGCAAACUUGUACUUUCUUAUGGUCUCAAUUUUAUCAGCAACACCUUAUAGUCCUGUGCAUCCAAUAACAAAUGUGGUCCCCUUGAGUUUGGUGCUGUUAGUCUCUCUCAUUAAAGAAGCCUUUGAGGAUUGGAAGCGUUUGCAGAACGAUAUGACAAUAAAUAACACUCUUGUAGAUGUGUUGCAAGAUCAAAGGUGGGAGUGUAUUCCCUGGAAAAGGUUGCAGGUUGGAGAUAUUGUAAGGGUUAAGCAAGACGGGUUUUUUCCUGCAGAUUUGCUUUUACUUGCUAGUACAAACCCAGAUGGUAUCUGCUAUGUUGAGACUGCAAAUUUGGAUGGGGAAACCAAUUUGAAAAUCAGAAAGGCACUGGAAAGGACUUGGGAUUACUUGACUUCUGAGAAAGCCUUUGAAUUCAAAGGUGAAGUGCAAUGCGAGCAACCAAACAACUCACUGUACACUUUUACUGGCAAUCUUGUUAUGGAGAAUCAAACAUUGCCUCUUUCUCCUAAUCAACUUUUGCUGAGAGGUUGCAGUCUGAAGAACACUCAGUACAUAGUUGGGGCUGUUAUUUUCACUGGUCAUGAAACAAAGGUUAUGAUGAAUUCCAUGAAUGUCCCUUCAAAAAGAAGUACAUUAGAGAGGAAACUUGACAAACUUAUACUUGCUCUUUUUUGCACUCUCUUCAGUAUGUGUCUGAUUGGAGCAAUAGGCAGCGGUGUUUUCAUAAACAAAAAGUAUUACUUUUUGGGUCUUGAUAAAGGUGUGGAAGAUCAAUUCAACCCUAAUAACCGGUUUCUGGUAGCACUUUUGACAAUGUUAACUCUACUUACUUUAUACUCAACAAUUAUCCCAAUAUCUCUAUAUGUAUCUAUUGAGAUGAUCAAGUUUAUCCAGUCCACUCAAUUUAUCAACAGGGAUAUAAACAUGUACCAUGCUGAAACUAACACCCCUGCACUGGCUAGGACUUCCAACUUGAAUGAGGAACUCGGGCAGGUAGAAUACAUAUUUUCUGAUAAAACUGGAACUUUGACAAGAAACUUAAUGGAGUUCUUUAAGUGCUCAAUUGGAGGGGAAAUGUAUGGAACUGGGAUUACUGAAAUAGAAAGGGGAAUUGCAGAACAAAAUGGAAUUAAACUACAGGAACAAAAAUUGACCAAUGCAGUGCAUGAAAAGGGUUUUAAUUUUGUUGAUGAGAGGCUUAUGCGAGGAGCUUGGAGAAAUGAAGUCAAUGCUGAUGCUUGCAAGGAAUUUUUCAGAUGUCUUGCAAUAUGUCACACUGUACUUCCAGAAGGUGAUGUGUCCCCUGAAAAGAUCAAAUAUCAAGCUGCAUCACCAGAUGAGGCUGCUUUGGUUAUUGCUGCAAAGAACUUUGGUUUCUUCUUUUACAGGCGUACACCUACUGCAAUUUAUGUUCGUGAAUCUCAUGUCGAGAGGAUGGGAAAGGUCCAAGAUGUUUCUUACGAGAUUUUGAAUGUCCUUGAGUUCAAUAGUACAAGGAAGCGCCAAUCUGUUGUAUGUCGUUACCCAGAUGGCAGGCUGGUAUUGUACUGUAAGGGUGCUGAUACUGUAAUUUUUGAACGAUUGACUGUUGGAAACGAUAAUUUGAGGAAAGUGACAAGAGAACACUUGGAAAAUUUUGGAGCUUCUGGACUGCGCACCCUCUGCUUGGCCUAUAGAGAUUUAGUUCCUGAUGUGUAUGAAAGCUGGAAUGAGAAAUUUAUUCAUGCUAAAUCAUCUCUUCGGGAUCGUGAGAAAAAGUUGGAUGAGGUUGCAGAACUCAUAGAAAAGGACCUUAUUUUGAUUGGUGCUACUGCCAUAGAAGACAAACUUCAAGAGGGAGUGCCAAAUUGCAUAGAGACUCUUUCCAGAGCUGGUAUCAAGAUUUGGGUGUUAACAGGGGAUAAGAUAGAAACAGCGAUAAAUAUUGCUUAUGCAUGCAACUUAAUGAACAAUGAGAUGAAACAGUUUAUCAUAAGCUCGGAAACUGAUGCAAUUAGAGAAGUUGAAGAGCGGGGGAACCAGGUAGAAAUUGCACGCUCUAUCAAGGAAGAAGUUAAAAACAAGCUAAAGAAGUGCAUUGAUGAAGCACAACAGUAUUUUCACAAUGUUUCUGGACCAAAAUUAGCGCUUGUAAUAGAUGGAAAAUGUUUGAUGUAUGCAUUGGACCCAAGUUUACGAGCAAUGCUUCUCACUUUGAGCUUGAACUGUGCUUCAGUUGUUUGCUGUCGAGUCUCCCCUUUGCAGAAAGCACAGGUAACAAGUCUGGUUAAGAAAGGUGCACGAAAAAUUACCCUUAGCAUUGGUGAUGGUGCCAAUGAUGUUAGCAUGAUUCAAGCUGCUCAUAUUGGUGUUGGAAUAAGUGGGCUUGAAGGGAUGCAAGCUGUGAUGGCUAGUGAUUUUGCAAUUGCUCAGUUUCGCUUCCUCAAGGACCUACUUCUUGUGCAUGGACGUUGGUCAUAUCUCAGAAUAUGCAAGGUCGUGAUGUAUUUCUUUUACAAAAAUCUCACAUUUACCUUGACGCAAUUUUGGUUCACCUUUUAUACUGGAUUUUCGGGUCAAAGAUUCUACGAUGAUUGGUUCCAGUCAUUGUUCAAUGUCAUUUUUACAUCGUUCCCUGUGAUUAUUCUUGGACUUUUUGAGAAGGAUGUCAGUGCAGCUCUUUCAAAAAGGUACCCUGAACUAUACAAAGAGGGAAUAAGAAAUGCCUUCUUCAAAUGGAGAGUUGUAGCAACAUGGGCCUUCUUUGCUGUCUAUCAAUCCCUUGUCUUUUAUCACUUUGUCAACACUUCUAGUUAUGCUGCUGAAAGUUCAUCUGGCAAAAUGUUUGGGCUUUGGGAUGUCAGCACAAUGACCUUUACUUGUAUUGUAGUAACUGUCAACUUGCGUCUUCUCAUGAUGUGUAACUCAAUCACAAGAUGGCAUUAUAUUGGCGUUGGAGGAAGCAUUGUAGCGUGGUUCCUUUUUAUCUUUUUAUAUUCAGGCCUUAUGACUAAACAUGAUCGCCAGGAGAAUAUCUAUUGGGCCAUAUAUAUCUUAAUGAGUACAGCUUACUUUUAUGUUGCUCUUCUUCUCAUUCCUGUUGCUGCACUUCUUGUUGACUUCAUUUACCAAGGGGUUCAAAGAUGGUUCUUCCCCUACGAUUAUCAGAUUGUACAGGAAAUACACAGGCAUGAACCUGAAGAUAGCAGAACAGACUUACUGGAAAUCGAAAACAAUCUUACACCUGAGGAAGCAAGAAGCUAUGCUUUAUCUCAAUUGCCACGGGAGUUAUCGAAACACACUGGUUUUGCAUUUGACUCACCUGGGUACGAGUCAUUUUUUGCCUCACAGCGAGGUAUAUUUGCACCCCAUAAGGCUUGGGAUGUUGCUAAAAGAGCCAGUAUGAAGUCAAAGCCAAAGGUAUCUAAAAAGGAAAAACAUUGACACAAAUAAAAGUUAGUGUACAAAUGUUAUUUUUAACUCCCCAUUUUUGAUAGUACAACCUUUAGAGUGAUAAGAGUUGGGGAGAUGUAAAAUUAGAUAUUGCUCUGUUAGUGUUUUUCUUUAAAUUUUGGUUCCACCUUAUAGCUUAUUUUCUCCUCUUGAGGAGCCGUAAUGAGUUGCCAGGUUUCCACAGAUGCACAGCUACAUCACCACAUUCUAGACUUAAAUCAAAAGUUCAUUUUCCAAUCGCAAGCUGAAAAGCUGUUUAUAUAAUGUAGAAAAAUUGUCAUUGAUGACCAUUCAUCUCGCAUACAGUCUUCUUAAGAGAGUGAAAAAACUUCCCAAAUCUUU